AUGGGCAAAUCGAAAAUACCCUUACUCUCACUUUCCAAAAUCUCAGAAAACACAAAAAAGAACCAUCUACACUCUGAUGAUAUUCACUUUGGGCUGCCCAAGCUUUUUCAGCCCAACACUGCGUUGUUCUACGACCUCCUCCGGACAUGGAUUCAAGAUUGUGACUUGCAUCAUCCCCAAUGCCGUCCCGCAGACAGAUCGCACUUUCAGGUGCCGACUCGCCUGAUUGAAGUGAGUCAGGUUGACGAUGGAAGUUCGAAGGUCUUCCUUCGCAACGCAGUGGACGCCGUGCACCCAACAGUAGGAGAGUUGAGAUACAUCGCGCUGUCACAUCCUUGGGGCAAUGGAGAACAGCACGACCACUUCUGCACCACGAAAGACAACCUUGACAGUCGACUAAAUGCCGGUAUUGAUCUAAAAGAUUUUCCCAACACAUUUAGACACGCAAUCGAGGUGACUCGAGCACUUGAUGUCCCAUACCUGUGGAUCGAUUCGUUAUGUAUAGUGCAAGGACCGGGCGGGGACUUCGACACGGAAGCCAAGAGGAUGGAGACCGUCUUCAGCUCCGCGUACUGUGUCAUUGCCGCAAGUCGCGCCAACGGAACAUCAAGUGGGUUUUUGUGGGAAAGGCCUGAACGUGAAGUAGUGAGACUGGAUGGAUAUCUUUCCCAUGAUACAGUUUAUGUCUGUGAAGCAAUUGACAACUUUCAGCAUGAUGUGAUAGAAGGGGCGCUGAACAAGCGCGGAUGGGUCCUGCAAGAGCGGGCUCUUGCACCAAGGACCAUAUAUUUCACGGAGAACCAGACGUACUGGGAGUGCGGCCAGGGUGUGCGCUGCGAGACAUUGGCAAGGUUGACCAAACAAUACUCCAAUCUCGAUUUCACAAAGAUCCAUGACCGGCCCAUAGCAAUAGCCGGGCUAGAACAACGACUAGUGAGUGCUUUCAAGACCGAAGGAGGAUACGGUGUAUUCAACGGAGCAUUCUUUGGGCGCAGCCUUUUAUGGACAAGGGAUACACAACUAAGUGAUGGCCUGAAAUUGAUUGACUUUCCACGAGAUCAGAAGUUCGGAGUUCCGACGUGGUCAUGGACAGCGUACGAAGGACCCAUUACAUACUUUGACAUACCUUUUGACCAUGUUCGAUGGACAUACAACACUGCAGAAGGAAGAAUUCAAUCGCCAUGGACGAGUAUGGAAUCAGACUGUACUUCAUUCUCAUUGCAUACAGGGGAACUUGAUGGAAGAAUUGAUCUUACUGCCCAAGCAAGGGAGAUGCUAGAUCUGGAAUCAGCCGAGGCGCAGGAAAAGGUCAUAUAUGACGAAGGAAUGUCGCCGCCAGGUGUACGUAAGCUAUGCGUUAUUGUUGGACACGAAAAGCCAAAGGAUGAAGCAGUUACGAUACAGGACCUGGACUAUUAUGCUCUACUCAUUGCUCCCUCUGCUGAUUCCAGCAACGAUUCUUACCGAAGGGUUGGUGUUGGCAGAUUAUUAGGAAGUUGGAUUGACUUUGACAAGCCUGAGUGCAGAGUCUAUAUAUCCUAG
This is a messenger RNA of Fusarium tjaetaba, 1542 nucleotides long. Its product is annotated as TOL. The transcript is spliced from 3 exons. Lineage: Eukaryota; Fungi; Ascomycota; Sordariomycetes; Hypocreales; Nectriaceae. The record is from RefSeq and is a predicted model, not a curated record. The coding region runs from base 1 to 1542 and encodes 513 amino acids.